Naegleria gruberi is the source of this 711-nucleotide messenger RNA. RefSeq lists its product as uncharacterized. NCBI's taxonomy places the organism in Eukaryota, Heterolobosea, Eutetramitea, Acrasida, Naegleriidae. Gene Ontology annotation, molecular function: protein binding. The transcript has a single exon. The record is from RefSeq and is a predicted model, not a curated record. The coding region runs from base 1 to 711 and encodes 236 amino acids.
AUGAAACCUCAUCCUCAUACUCUUGGAUCUAGUAAAACUGAUUUCAAUGAUGAUUGUAGUAGUGGUGAUGGUAGUAGUAGUGAUGGUAGCACUUGUAUUAACGGUAGUAAACUAUUAUCAUAUAUUCAAAUCCAUACUGAAUAUGAAAAUAUGGUAUCAAUUUAUAAUUCCAUGCAUAAAGUGAAUGAUUUAAUUCAACAAGCCUUUAAAAUUUAUAAAUUCAUUUCAACAAGUCCACAAUUAAAUUCUGAUACAAUUUUAUUAGAAAAGUGGAGAAGAAAAGCAUUUUGUAAAGGUAAAGAAUCAUUUAUUAUUAUCGGAAGAAUGUAUGAAAAUGGAAAUGAUAAAUUAAUUGGCAAAGAUUUAAAUAUUGCACUUGAAUAUUAUUUAAAAUCAGAUUCAGCAAGUUUAAUUGGUAAAAUUUAUAAGAAAUUAGGAGAAUAUUCUAAAGCUUUUGAAUGUUAUUUAAAUGCUUUUGAAAAUGGAAAUGCUAAAACUGAAUUAAAAUUAGCAAGAUUAUAUUCAAAAUAUUUACAAAAUGAAAAAUCAAAACCUUUAAAUGAUGAAAUGUUAUUGAAAAUUAGUAAAUCUUUAAUUGUAAAUAAGAGAUUUGAAGAAGCAAACAAAUUAAUGAAAUAUGUUAAUGAUAAGACUACCAGUGAUUCAAUUGUUAUUCAAUUUUAUAUUCAAAAGAUAAUAUUAACCAAUUAA